Molecule: messenger RNA, 252 nt
Organism: Meloidogyne enterolobii
Lineage: Eukaryota; Metazoa; Nematoda; Chromadorea; Rhabditida; Meloidogynidae
Source: the annotation of a GenBank genome assembly
AUGUCUCCAUCAAUUAAAAUUUGUCUUCUUUUUAUUUUCGCAACUUUAGUAAUUAAUAGCCAACAACAAUGUGUUCCUAAAGGUGGUAAUUGUGUGAAUAAAUUUUGUUGUGGUGAUCUACUUUGCUUUAAAUGGGGUAAUGGCCAUCAAUGCCACACUUGUAAAAAAAAGGGAACAUCUUGUAAUCCGACAGCUUUACAAAAUGAUUUUUGUUGUAAUGUUUGUGAUUAUAAAAAUAAAGCUUGUACUUAA